Messenger RNA from Mya arenaria, 663 nucleotides. RefSeq lists its product as uncharacterized. The record is from RefSeq and is a predicted model, not a curated record. Gene Ontology annotation, biological process: DNA recombination; DNA integration. The transcript is spliced from 3 exons. The coding region runs from base 1 to 663 and encodes 220 amino acids. Gene Ontology annotation, molecular function: DNA binding. NCBI's taxonomy places the organism in Eukaryota, Metazoa, Mollusca, Bivalvia, Myida, Myidae.
AUGGCCUAUUUCGGCCUCUUCCGCAUCAGCGAACUGGUAGCGACCACACUUAGCGGUUCGUCCAAUCAAAUUAAGCGAAAAGACGUAGCCAUCACAACCAACGAGCAAUUCAUGUCGGUGACCUUACGAAUACAUAAAACCAGUCAGCACGGUCCACCGAUCACGUUGAAACUCCCCCGGGAAAAAACACACCCAUGUCCAGUAUUAGCUAUGUUAGAGUACCUGUCACUUAAACCUGCGGGAACAUCAGCCUUUAGUCACAGCAACGGACUUCCGGUCACUAGACAACAGGUAACCGCUGUCUUAAACAAAUGUCUAACGAGAGCCGGCCACAGUACCCAAAACUUUAAGACUCACAGCUUCCGUAUCGGCCGUGCGACCGACCUAGCCAUACGCGGCGUACCAGAGACAGACAUUAUGAAACUUGGUCGUUGGUCGUCCCAAGCAUACAAGAAAUAUAUCCGUGUAUAUCUGGGUUUUGGGCGACUCGCUACCCAGGCGCGCGGGACGGUACGCACAGGAGAGGGGCUCGCCGAACCUGCGGUUGCCGCGGACCAUCGCCUGGCUGGGCGUCGGGGGCAUCGGAUGGGAACGUUUCCGCAGGUGCCGGUGCUUUGGUUCACCGACCAGACAUGUGUCAAGCUUGUUGUGUCAUGUGUAUAA